Molecule: messenger RNA, 680 nt
Organism: Prosopis cineraria
Lineage: Eukaryota; Viridiplantae; Streptophyta; Magnoliopsida; Fabales; Fabaceae
Product: abscisic stress-ripening protein 2-like
Exons: 2
Coding region: 78-407 (109 amino acids)
Source: RefSeq, a predicted model, not a curated record
ACACACACAGAGCAGUAGACAUAUAUAUUCCAUUAUUUUCUCUCCAUCCAAACAAUCAUCAUAUUCUGAAAGCCACCAUGUCUGAAGGCGGCCGCCACCACCACCACCACCACCAAGAAAAUCCGACCGGUGAGAUUGAUUACAGAAAGGAAGAGAAGCACUACAAGCAUCUGGAACAGCUUGGAGAGCUAGGAGCUGUUGCUGCCGGUGCCUUCGCAUUGCAUGAGAAGCACAAGUCGAAGAAAGACCCAGAACAUGCACAUAGGCACAAGAUAGAGGAAGAGAUUGCAGCAGCAGCUGCUGUUGGAGCAGGUGGAUUUGCGUUUCAUGAGCAUCAUGAGAAGAAACAACUGAAGAAAGAAGAUGAAGAGGCUCAUGGAAAGCAGCAUCACCACUUCUUUCAUUGAUUUUAAUCGCUGAAGAAUAAUAUGGGAUAUUUGGAGAGUUUAAUUAGCUUCUUUUUGGAUCUGUUCUUCCAUACACUUGUACUCUUCAUAUAUACACGAACAAGGUAUUAAUACUCUAUGCGGUCUUGUUGUACGCAAGAACGUUGUUAUAUGUAGUCUUAACUUCUAUCCAGAGUUCUAAUGGCUUUUAUGUGGAAUAAAUUAGGAGAGAAGUUGAUUGAAUAAUAAUAGUUUGUGAAUUACUUUUGAAUUAUUGAUUAAUAAUUAAUUAUA